AUGGCAGCGUCCAUGAUAAUUCGACGAAUAAUUGCAAAUAAUAUUGAUACAUUAUUACCAAAAUCACCAAUUUUGUGUCAGUUACAACAAGUUAGAACAACUUUAUCAUGGACUCCGUCAAAAAAACCAAAACCAGGUAUUAAAGGAAAAUCUUAUCGAAGAUUCAUUCAUUGGGAAGAUGAGUACACAAUCAAACCUCUUCAGGUUACAAAUCUUGCUGGAAGAGAUCCUAUCACCGGUCGAAAAGUAUGUAUCGGAAUUGGUGGAGGAAUAAAACACAAAUAUCAUUGGAUUAAAUGGAAAAGAACUGGGCCAACCGAUCCAGAAGCCGCUCCAAAAGAAGAAAAAGUUCUUGAGGUUUUUAUCGAUGGCUGUAGAACUGCACAUGUGGCUUUAGUAGGUAGUGGUACUGAAUUAAAAUAUAUAUUAGCCACGGAAAAUAUGAAACCUGGUCAGAUUAUCAAAACAUUGUGUGCGAUUCCUCGAAUGGCUGUAAGAGCUUAUGAGGGAGACGCUUAUCCAUUGGGAGCUUUACCUAUUGGUACUAUAGUGCACUGUGUUGAAAAAUAUCCAAGAUUCGGUGGAUGUUUGAUUCAUGCUGCUGGAACAUUUGGAACAAUUCUUCGUAAAGAUGGUCUUGAUCGUGUUAUUGUUGAAAUGCCCAGUAAAAAACUGUUCAGUCUACAUGAAACUUGCAUGGCAACUGUUGGACGGUUGUCUAAUAUAGAUCAUAUUAAUACUCCUAUUGGAAGUGCUCAGAAAAAUCGAGAACUUGGUAACCGCCCACGAAGUGGUCUCUGGCAUAGAAAAGAUGGACGAUUUGGUAGAAAAAUAAGAGCUAUACCACCACCAAUUAAAUAUGACUGGGGUCGAUCACCAAAUUUAGAACUUUACGUUGUCACUCAUCCUAAAUACAAUACAAAUGCAGAUGCUGAACGGAAACCUACUGUGCCCAUAUUCGAUCAACCGUUCCAUGAUUAUUAGAUUUUUUUUUUAAAAGUAAAAUAAUCUAUGUAUCAGUUAAAUAAAAAAUCCUGACUAAUUUAA
This is a messenger RNA of Chelonus insularis, 1047 nucleotides long. It is a transcript of the gene mRpL2, whose product is annotated as mitochondrial ribosomal protein L2. The record is from RefSeq and is a predicted model, not a curated record. The transcript is spliced from 2 exons. Lineage: Eukaryota; Metazoa; Arthropoda; Insecta; Hymenoptera; Braconidae. Gene Ontology annotation, molecular function: structural constituent of ribosome; RNA binding. The coding region runs from base 1 to 984 and encodes 327 amino acids. Gene Ontology annotation, cellular component: ribosome; mitochondrial large ribosomal subunit. Gene Ontology annotation, biological process: mitochondrial translation.